GGCCGCGAGCCGAGCGGAGGCCGCCGAGGAGCGCGAGCGCCGCCCGCCCCGCCGCCCCGCCGGCCGCUCCAGGGCCGGGCCGGCUCGGCCGGCGCCCCCCGCGCCCCCAGCCCGCCCGCCCCCGCGGGCCCGGCCUGGCGCGGCCGCCCGCCGCCGCGCUCCUCCUCCUCCUCCGGCGCCCCGCGGCCCGCCGCCUCCUCCGCCCGCCGCCCCGCGCCCCCGGCCGGGCCGCCGCCGCCGCCGCCCUCUGCGCCCCGCGGCGCCCCCCGGUCCCGCCCGCCAUGCCCGGCCCGGCCGCGGGCAGCAGGGCCCGGGUCUACGCCGAGGUGAACAGCCUGAGGAGCCGCGAGUACUGGGACUACGAGGCUCACGUCCCGAGCUGGGGUAAUCAAGAUGAUUACCAACUGGUUCGAAAACUUGGUCGGGGAAAGUAUAGUGAAGUAUUUGAGGCCAUUAACAUCACCAACAAUGAGAGAGUGGUUGUAAAAAUUCUCAAGCCAGUGAAGAAAAAGAAGAUAAAACGAGAGGUUAAGAUUCUGGAGAACCUUCGUGGUGGAACAAAUAUCAUUAAGCUGAUUGACACUGUGAAGGACCCUGUGUCAAAGACACCAGCUUUGGUAUUUGAAUAUAUCAAUAAUACAGAUUUUAAGCAACUGUACCAGAUCCUGACAGACUUUGAUAUCCGGUUUUAUAUGUAUGAACUACUUAAGGCUCUGGAUUACUGCCACAGCAAGGGAAUCAUGCACAGGGAUGUGAAACCUCACAAUGUCAUGAUAGAUCACCAACAGAAAAAGCUGCGGCUGAUAGACUGGGGUCUGGCGGAGUUCUAUCACCCGGCCCAGGAGUACAAUGUCCGCGUAGCCUCGAGGUACUUCAAGGGACCAGAGCUCCUUGUGGACUAUCAGAUGUAUGAUUAUAGCUUGGACAUGUGGAGUUUGGGCUGUAUGUUAGCGAGCAUGAUCUUUCGAAAGGAGCCCUUCUUCCAUGGACAGGACAACUAUGACCAGCUUGUUCGCAUUGCCAAGGUUCUGGGUACAGAUGAGCUGUAUGGGUACCUGAAGAAGUAUCACAUAGACCUGGAUCCACACUUCAACGAUAUCCUGGGACAACAUUCACGGAAACGCUGGGAGAACUUUAUCCAUAGUGAGAACAGACACCUCGUCAGCCCCGAGGCCCUAGACCUUCUGGACAAACUUCUGCGAUACGACCAUCAACAGAGACUGACUGCCAAAGAGGCCAUGGAGCACCCGUACUUUUACCCCGUGGUGAAGGAGCAGUCCCAGCCUUGUACAGACAAUGCUGUGCUUUCCAGUGGCCUCACCGCAGCCCGAUGAAGACGGGAAAGCCACGGGUAAUGCGGCGUUGAUGCUUGCCAGUAAAACCAACCAACCAAACACAAAUCGUGAAGGAGAACUACAGUGUGAUAAAAAGAAAUUCUAGUCAUUCCUUCUAAACAAAGAAGAGUAAAGACCUAAAAGUCUGUCAAAAAGAAAGAAACUCCCCAGUACUAGUCUGCAGGGAGCUGCCAUUCUGGCAGCGUGGUGGUGCACGUAGUUCGGGAUCUGAGGGAACUCUCCCUUUGGAAUGCCUGGGAGAUGAGAGACUCGGAGUUGUACAUUUCCCUUUAGUUAACAGGAGACCACUGUUGAAUUAACUCGUUCGGUCAGCCAGCUCUGAAUAUCUGACUUCCCAUCUAUUCCACUGUGGUCUGGGUUCCCUUUGGUGAGAUUCAGGCUCAAGUUUUAGCAAAACGUCAGCAGUCUGUACUGACACACCAGCCUCACUUACGAAAAGGAGAUAUUAAAAUAGUGACAGUAUUUUUUUUUUUAAGCUCUUAUACAAAUUCAUGUUUUACGUAUUUUUUUAUGACAUGAGCUCUCUAGGAAAUGUACCUCAUCCCUGUGGUUUUCUUCUCAGUGUCUUCAUUUGGGAGCAAACUGCAGUCACUCGCACGGAGUCCCUUUUGAUGUCAGGAGGCGUCACUUUAAACUUGGUGAUGCCGUGAACAGGUCCAUCUGUCUCAUCAACAGUCCCAUGCAUAACUCGGAGCUCACUCUAACCUUUGUUGAUUUGCCUAACCGUAAAAUCUUGUUGCUGUUUUUUUCGUGUAGCUUUUCUUUUUGCAGCCUUGUAAGGAAAACCCUACCUUUCCCAGCACAUCCCUGUGUGUGCAGCUAUUUUAAUGCACCUCUCUGAAACAAAAAGUUUUUGUUCACAACCAUAACUAAAGCUGGAAAGUCAGUUCAGGCAGGUCGGGGAGGGAGAAAAACAUCCUAUCAGAAUUUAUUCAGGAAAGACUUAUUGGGUGAAAAAAAUGUUCUCCCCCGCCUUUUGCCUCUCUUUAUCCCCAUUAGAAACAAUUCUUGCUGUUAUCAGAGUAAUCUGCAUUUUUAAGCUCUGAUAGGUAAUACGUAAGUGUGUUAGCAAAGAUAAGUCUCACGUGCGGGGACUGGAGUUGUGUGAGCAGGGCCACCCCAUAACCCAGGCAACUGAGGAGAGCAGUCUGCACGGGGCUUGGGGAAGGAAGUGGAGCUCCCGGGCAAGUAUCAAAGCUUGGGAUCCGUUGUGCUAGCCUUCACGUUAACAGAGGAAGCUAGCUUGUGUUUAAAAAAAUUAAAAAUAGGGCUGAUUUCAUUUUGGGGACUUGUCACCAACAUGGUUUGCAAGCAGUCCCCUCACCCCAGCUGCACAGCUGUGGGGACUUCACACACCUAGGCUAGAGCUAGAGAUGUCUACCACCAAGUCACACUUUAGGAUUUCUUCAUUAACUAUUUAAUAAUGCCAUACAUUUUUAUAAGGUUAGAUUGUUUGGAAACAUGUGUUUACAUUCCAUAUUCCAAUAAAAUCGUAUUGGUAUUGGUAGCAGGUCCUAUCUCUAAAUGUAGAUUCUAUUUUUGUCAUUUGGUUGGUGGGAACUUAAAAUGCAAAUAAAACUCUUAUUAUAGAGUUGAACUAUAAAGUUGAGCAGAUUAAAAAUUAAGAUCCCAAGGCCAGGAAAUGCAUUCAGUUAACUUCUCAUACCAAUAACUACCUGCCUGUCUUGCAUAUUCUGUAUAUUAACGUAUACAUUUGUUCUACUUGAAAAUCAAAGGCAAGACAUGAACUCUUGGCAGAACCUAUAUUGAUGUGUCAGGCAGCAAAACUCAGUGUUUUGGAUUAUCAAAAGCCUUCGAAUGUGCCCUUCUAUCAGAAUCCCAUCGAACUGUUGGAUGUUGUCAGGGAGAGGUGCCACUGUGUGUCUUUCCUGCCCCCUACCUCUCAUCUUCUCCUUUGUCUCCCACGUGUUUUUAUUUUUAAGUUAGCCGUCUGGGCCAGGCAGGGGGAGCCUGUUGGAGGGUCUUGGUGAAGUAGUAACCCUGUUUCUUUCCCUUGGGUCCCCCAGAGGCAGUAAAAGCAGCCGGAGGAGAAGAGUCAGGUGCCUUACUUCUGCCUCUCUCCCCUUUGGUCACAAUGUGGUUGGUGCAGACACAGCUCACCUGUCGGUCCGUGGGUUCUGUAACUGCCGCUUUGACACAGGAGUAGUUCUUCGUUUUUAUGCAUACAGUUUACUUUUCUACCAUAUAUAGUUUUUACCUCUGCUCACGCGUUAGACAUACACCAUAACUGAAUUUAAGAUGCUUACUCCUUUCUGAGUCCGGUCUUGACACCGAGCCUCCGGGCCUGUAGGGUUGAUUGAGGUGGUUCUUUCCCACACUAAAGCGAGUCUAGUCCAGACCUUUUCUCGUUUACCUAUCUCCAGAGCCAUUUUGUGUCCAGAUGGGCCUAGCUCCCCUGAAAUUUUAUAGAGUAUAUACCUGGGUUAGGAGAUGGUCUUGGAGAGUUCCAGAAGAGGGCUGAGAGUGUGUGUGAGAGAGAGAGAAUGUAUGUGUCUGAGAGUGGGAGUCUGGUCUUAUAUUUAGACGAAGCUGUGCUAGAUUUACCCACCCAGUAUCCUUUUCAGUUAGCAUGCUCUUUCUUUAAUUCAUCUCAGUAAUUCCCAUUAGACGUUUUGUUUGCUUCAGUACUUUAUAACUGGUUAAAAGUGCCUAUGAUAAGGACUUGUUUCCUAAAGAAAAGCAAAAAAACGUGGGGAACAGGGUAGUGUUACACUAUCAUCUCAGGUACUGCCUGUGUUCGAGAAUCUAGACCUGAUGUGAGAACAAAAGGUUCCUGUGCCAAACAGAGCAGUGUGUCAUAGUUCAUUGGCCACAAGUGAGCAUAGCUAGCCAGGUUUUACUUCAGCCGAGGAGUCUCUGGUGAGAGCGGAACCAAGAGAGGGCUGGGAGUUUCGUUGGUGGUUUGCUUGCAGUUUGCUCUGCUCGGCAUCGUAUCAGCUGGCCUGCUCCUGUCCUGUCCUGUCCUAGCCCCGUGGAGGUGACUGGCUGGGAGAAGCCAUCAGUGUAUAAUGCAGACCAAGCAUUCCUGGGUCUUCUCACCAAUUAGAGGAGUGUCAAUGCCCGUUCCGUGCGGCACUUAAACAUCAGUCUCUCCGCUGGGUCUCCUAACAGACGUUGUCUAACACGUCGGUACUCACGGGGCUCAAAGCAAGUGUAUUUCUUUGCUGAGGAGGAAGGUGCUCGCAGACUAAUUGAUUGGAGGAGAUGGAAGAGUGGCAAUCCUUGGGGGCUGAGAGAGGGGCUGUUGCAAGAAGAAAGGGAGCCAGUAAGGCAAACAGACGAAAGGGGGAGCUUGAGGAGGGAAUAUGACUUCUCGAGGGGAGAGGCUAGGGGACGUGAAAACUUGGAAUGGCACUGCCCCCUGGAUUGGUUCCAGCCGGACUGAAAGGUGGUGCUCUCCCGGUGGCUGCUGAGGCCCCGAGAGUUGGCGGCCGUGGGUCUCCGGCUGCGCCUACUCAGGGAAAUGACUUAGGUUCUCCCAGGUGCUGCACUGCUGAGGAUGGAAGCAAAAUUAUUUUGGGACACAAGCAACAGUUGGAAGGAUUUUUCUAUUGAAAUGGAUCUAAGAGAGCCAAGUUAACAGUUUCCUUUAAUGCUGGUUCAGAUUAAAUGAUUCAUUUAGUAACCUGUGUUACUGCAUGAGUACCCACAGGGAAAGGCAAACUUCCUUCCUGCAAAUAAAUAAGAGUAGAUAUAGCUAAUCAGAGUCAAGGUCAUUGAAAUAGAAACCCUUCCAAAAGCAAAAGCAGGGUCCACAUGAGCACACGAAAAGUCAAACUUUGUCAGUGAGCUUAAUAAAUCUUAAGACUGAAUAAUGUCCUGCCUUUGAAAACUAACCCCAGGGUGGGAACACAGGGGAGGGGAGGUGGCAGAGAAACGUCUGGCUAAGAAAACCAGUAAUAACAUACCUUUUUGAGCUAUGAGGAUGUGUUAAUGAAAACGACCCCAACGAGGUGUUCUAGAGGCUGGGGAAAGUGAUGUGAUGGGAUAUACAGGCGAUGUAUACUUUUGUGUAGAGUCUCACAAUGUGCUAAAAAUGUGAUGCUUAAUCCUGAACUGCAUGUAUUGGGGAUUGUUAAAAAAAGAAAACUUUCAUUGAAUCAAUAAAUUAACAGUUUUUCACUUG
Molecule: messenger RNA, 5502 nt
Organism: Diceros bicornis minor
Lineage: Eukaryota; Metazoa; Chordata; Mammalia; Perissodactyla; Rhinocerotidae
Gene: CSNK2A2
Product: casein kinase 2 alpha 2
Exons: 11
Coding region: 282-1334 (350 amino acids)
Biological process (GO): regulation of chromosome separation; protein phosphorylation
Cellular component (GO): nucleus; cytosol; protein kinase CK2 complex
Molecular function (GO): ATP binding; protein serine/threonine kinase activity
Source: RefSeq, a predicted model, not a curated record